This is a messenger RNA of Quercus lobata, 2342 nucleotides long. Its product is annotated as pectin acetylesterase 8-like. Gene Ontology annotation, molecular function: actin binding; pectin acetylesterase activity. The coding region runs from base 211 to 1917 and encodes 568 amino acids. The transcript has 18 exons. The record is from RefSeq and is a predicted model, not a curated record. Gene Ontology annotation, cellular component: plant-type cell wall. Lineage: Eukaryota; Viridiplantae; Streptophyta; Magnoliopsida; Fagales; Fagaceae. Gene Ontology annotation, biological process: cell wall organization.
CAUAUCAAACUAGUUUAUCAAUUUACUAAGGGAUUUUGAUUCUAUUACCUAUUUGGAAAUUAUGUAUGGGAAAAAGUCAUUAAGCUACUUGUUGAUCAAUUUACUUAUACUUAAUGGAAAAUUCUGAAAGCAGUGAUCUGAUCUGUUUUCUCCUCUGUGUUAUCUUAGUUUUCUUCAAUAUUUUCUGCAUUUUGAUCACUAAAUUUUGAUAUGCGCAGAAUGGCUGGGACAAGAUUAAUCCAAUGGUUGUUUCUUCUAGUAUGGGCACUAGUAAUGCUCAAAACAGAAAGUGCUAAUGUAUCAAUUACAAUUGUUGAGGAUGCGGUGGCAAAAGGAGCUGUUUGUCUGGAUGGAAGUCCGCCAGCUUAUCACUGGGAUAAGGGAUUCGGUGCAGGAAUUAACAAUUGGUUGGUUAACAUUGAGGGAGGUGGAUGGUGCAACAAUGUCACCCUCUGUCUUAAUCGUUCAGAAACUCGUUUAGGUUCAUCUAAGCAUAUGGACAAGGCAGUUGCUUUCACUGGGAUUCUGAGUAGAGUCCAAAAUUAUAAUCCUGACUUCUACAACUGGAACAGAAUUAGGAUUAGAUACUGUGAUGGGGCAUCAUUUACUGGUGAUGUAGAAGCAGUUGAUCCAGCCACUAAUCUUCACUUCAGAGGAGCAAGAAUUUGGCCUGCAGUAAUUGAGGACCUAUUAUCAAAAGGAAUGAAAGAUGCAAAAAAUGCUUUUCUCUCUGGUAGUUCGGCUGGUGGAUUGGCUUCUAUUUUGCAUUGUGAUAGCUUCCGAGCUCUCAUACCUAGCGGUGCUAAAGUUAAAUGCCUAUCAGAUGCUGGUUACUUCAUCAAUGUGAAAGAUAUUUCCGGAGCACGACACAUUGAAGAAUUCUACAGUCAAGUGGUUGCAACGCAUGGUUCAGCAAAGAAUUUGCCUUCAUCAUGCACUUCAAAAAUAAAACCAGAGUUGUGUUUCUUUCCCCAAAAUGUGGCACAUGAAAUUAAAACACCAAUAAUUUUUGUAAAUGCAGCCUAUGAUUCAUGGCAGAUUAAAAACAUUUUGGUACCAACUAUAGUUGAUCCUCAUGGCACCUGGCAUAAUUGCAGACGUAAUAUAAAGAAGUGCUCGGACGAUCAAAUUCAAACCAUGCAAGGUUUUAGGCUUGACUUCUUAAAAGCAUUGGAAAACACUGGCAACUCUUCAUCUAAGGGACUAUUUAUCGACUCUUGCUAUGACCACUGCCAAACCGAAUUGCAGGAGACAUGGUUAUUUGAUGAUUCUCCAUUGCUGGCUAAAACAACAAUUGCAAAGGCUGUUGGAGACUGGUAUUAUGACCGAAGGCCCUUCCAAAAGAUAGAUUGCCCUUAUCCUUGCAACCCCACUUGCCACAACCUUGUUACCGUUUUACAAGAACACCCAGAACUACCUGAGAGAGACAACUACUUCUACCAGUACCGAGAGAUCGUUUUGAGAAUAAAAAUGGAAUGGGGUUUCGUGCAUAAAGUUUGGGACAAGUGGGCUUCUAACAAUAUCUCCUCUUCUUCUGGUGAGCCCUUGAAAGCUGCUCUUCUAAUUAACUAUGACCCAACUGGACCCUCUCGCUUGUUGUCUACAAUUGCAAAACAAGAAGGAAUUAAAGUAAAUCCCAUUGAAUUGAGCCAAUUUGUGGAUUUCAUCAAGCGUGACAAACUCCAAACUGAGACCUUCAUUAUUGGGCCAAACCAGUACUUGGUCACUUCAAUUCAUGAGAAUUGGUUCUGUGCAAGGUGCAUGAACACUUCAAAACCUGCUGGUGAAGGUGCUAUUAUCAUGCAAACAGCAGCAUUCCUCUUGGUUGCAUUGUAUGAUGGUUCUAUUGGAUCAGCAUCUCGUGCUAUGGCGGCUGUUGAUCAGUUUGCAUGGCAAUUAGGUCGAAGAAAUCUUUAACCUUGGUUCUAGCGAUAGUAGAUUGAGGUAUUUAGCUUUGAGAACAUACCCGUUCAAGUAGAUAUUCGCUGUCAGCAUCAACAUUCACAUUGGUAAUCUUUUGGCCACUAACAAUUUCAAGGGCAACAACGCCAAAGCUGUAUGCAUCAACCUUCUCUGAUAAUUGACCUUGGAUUGCAUACUCUGGUGCUGUGUAUCCCCUGGUGAGUAACGAGAUGAGAUCUAAUUAAUACAUAUUUUGCAGAACCAAAAAAGGCCGUAAUGGAGCUUUUGCUACCAAUUGGUCCCCAUCCGCAUGCACAAAUAUCUUGCAUCAGUUGAUUACAUUUGUAGUAACAUGUAAAUCAAUCUACUUGUUAAACUAAAAAUCUUAAAUUGAAAUAAUAUUGACAUUCUCAAAUUUCAAUUAACCAUCUAAUUUGAUA